AUGCAGUAUUUGGCUGUACUUGCACUCUGGUGUUCAACCGUGACAGCCCUAACGAGACAUGUCCACUCACACGUUCACUUUGGGAGGCAGAACAACCAGACUCAGGUGAACGCCACAGCCGAGUACGACUAUGUCAUUGUUGGGAGUGGACCCGGUGGAGGGCCAUUGGCAUCUAGGCUGGCCAUUGCGGGAUACAAGGUCCUCCUGAUUGAUGCUGGAGGGGAUCAAGGAGAUGCACUCGAAGUACAAAUCCCAGCCUUGCAGCUUUCAGCAACGGAGUAUGAACCAAUUCGCUGGGACUACUUCGUCAACCAUUAUCAAGAUGUAGCACGACAAGCCCAAGACUCGAAAAUGGUUUGGCAACUGCCGUCUGGAGAACAUGUCGUGGGAAGUAAUCAACCCGCUGGAUCAACACCGUUGGGGAUCUGGUACCCACGGACAGGGACACUGGGAGGCUGCUCAAUGCAUAAUGCAAUGAUCACCAUUUAUCCUCACGAGAGUGAUUGGAACUACAUUGCUUCCGUUACUGGAGAUGCUUCUUGGAAGGCUGCGAAUAUGCGCAAAUACUUUCAGAGGUUGGAGCGCAGCAGAUAUCUUCCAAACGGUAUUGUAGGCCAUGGUUUUGAUGGAUGGUUGGAGACCAGCCUGACAGAGUUGUCACUAGCUGUUGAGGAUACAAAGUUGUUGUCGUUGAUCAUUGCAGCAGGAACUGCAAUGGGGAAAGGACUGCUCGCGAAACUCAUCACUACAAUCACUGGUCUGGCCGAAGUCUUGCUGCAGGACAUCAACGCCUACACGCCCAGAAGAGACUCUACUGAAGGUCUCUAUCAAGUCCCCAUUGCAGUGACAUCUGUUGAAAAGAAGCGAAAUGGUCCUCGCGACUUCAUCCUUGCGACUGCGAAUGCUCGCAAUGCUGAUGGGUCACGCAAGUACCAUCUAGAUAUCAAACUCAACACGCUAGUCUCAAAGGUUCUCUUCGAUACUUCAGGCUCCAAGCCUAGAGCAGUUGGUGUCGAGUAUCUCGAAGGACCGAGACUCUACCGUGCUGAUCCUCAAGCAGGUGCUGCACCCGCAGGAACUUCAGGCAGCGUCAAUGCUUCUCGUGAGGUUAUCAUCUCUGCUGGCGCUUUCAACACACCCCAGUUGCUUAAGCUUUCCGGAAUCGGUCCUGCGUCCGAGUUAUCGAAAUUCAAGAUCCCUGUUGUCGUUGAUCUACCUGGCGUGGGCACGAAUUUGCAAGAUCGGUAUGAAACGACAGUCGUAGGAGAUAGCAACACCGACUUUGCCAUCACCAAAUACUGCACUUUCCUGCGAACUCCAGACGAUCCGUGCCUGAAGCAAUGGCAGACGAAACCGGGACCAUUCCUGAAAGGCACUUACGCCACAAACGGUAUCUCGAUCGCUAUCGUGAAGAAAUCAUCAGUGGCAGAGGGCGACCCAGAUCUGCUUAUCUCUGGCGCUCCGGCAUUUUUCACUGGCUAUCAUCCUGGCUAUGCCGCCGAGUCUUUGAAAGACGCCCACCACUGGGCAUGGAUUGUGCUAAAAGCUCACUCGCGCAAUAAUGCUGGCACCGUCACACUCCGCUCAACUGACCCUCGAGAUACUCCUGUCAUCAACUUCAAUUACUUUGACACUGGGAACACCGCUGGUGGCGCCGACGAGAAGGAUCUCCAGGCCACAUAUGAAGGGAUGAUGCUGUCACGUCAGAUAUUCAACGACUACAUCCCACUGCAAGGUGACUUUGAAGAAGUCUGGCCUGCUCAAAAUGCCAGCACAAAGGCAGCGAUGAAAGAGUGGAUCAAGAAGGAGGCAUGGGGCCAUCAUGCAAGCUGCACUGCUCCGAUAGGGGCCGACGGCGACAAAAAGGCAGUACUGGAUUCUAAGUUCAGAGUUCGUGGUGUCGACGGGUUGAGGGUUGUAGAUGCAAGUGUCUUCCCUAAAGUUCCAGGAUUUUAUAUUGUCUUACCAACCUAUAUGAUCAGUGAGAAGGCGGCAGAUGUAAUUUUGCAGGAUGCAGUAGCAGCCUGA
Exophiala bonariae is the source of this 2028-nucleotide messenger RNA. RefSeq lists its product as uncharacterized. Lineage: Eukaryota; Fungi; Ascomycota; Eurotiomycetes; Chaetothyriales; Herpotrichiellaceae. The record is from RefSeq and is a predicted model, not a curated record. The transcript is spliced from 2 exons. The coding region runs from base 1 to 2028 and encodes 675 amino acids. Gene Ontology annotation, molecular function: flavin adenine dinucleotide binding; oxidoreductase activity, acting on CH-OH group of donors.